AUGAAUAUUGCAUCAAGACAACCCGCUAUUACUAUAGAUUUAGUAUCUUCGGAUGAGGAUGAUUUAUCCAAUUAUGUAGAAUCUAAUCCACAAAAAUUAGGCAACAAUAAUAUACUUGCUGGUGGUGCUAACGAAACUCUAGAUAACAAUAGUAACAAUGUUUCAUUUGAUAAUAAUAUAAAUAAUACCACCAUAACGUCUGGUUUUUCAGCUCCUAGUGCUAUUAGUAAUAAUACAAAUCUUAAAAUAAAUUUACCACAUAAAGAUGAGAAUCAGUUAAUUAUAUUAGAUGAUGACGACGAUUAUGAUUAUGACGACGAAUAUAUGAUUGAUAAACCUAAUUCAGUACCCCAAAGCGUCAAUAGUUACAAUAAUAGUACUUCGUCCACACCCUGGAAAAAAAAUCCCAUUUCUAAAAUAUUGAACGACUACAAUAGUAACGCUACUAAUAAUGAGAUUCAAAGUAACACUAAUGUUACCAUUCCCAAUACUCAUAUUAAUACUAGCUUAUAUGACGAAGUUAAUGAGGAAGUUACCGGAUCCACUAGCUCGUUUAGUACUAGUCUUCAAAAUAGCCCACAAGAAAAGGGUGGAAAAAAAGGAAUUAACGAAGAGGGAAAUAAACAGACACCUAAGGCCAGUAGGCGAAUAAUGAAUGUUGAAACAACUACUGAGCCUGAAAUCAACAACAACAACAACAACAACAACAACAAUAAUAUUAGCAAAGUGAAUCCAGACGUUGAUACAGAAAUGAAUGACAAAGUUAUUAGCACUAACAAUAAUAAACAAGAUACACAAACAGUAUAUUCUGCCGAUGAAAUCAUACAUUCUGAGGUUCCCAAGGAGAAUAACGUUGCCAUUAACCCGGGUCCGUCAGACAAUAGCUCAAAUUCUAUAAAUAAACAAUUUCCCCAUAGCAAUGAGCCAAGAAUAAACACUCUAGUGACCGCUAAAGGAUCUCACGGAAAUAUCAACACUAAACAACGGCCCGAUAUUAGGCUCUCCACUGUGGAGAGUCAUAGUAAUCAUAGUAUCUCUACACCAACACAAACAGGAAAUGUAUCUAUACCUAACUUGUCACAAACGCAGAGGAAUAUGUUGCUAAGAUACCAAGGUAAUAUUCAUAAAUUAAAAGAAACAGGCAAGUCUAACAAUUCGAAACAAAUUUUAUUAAAAAAAAAGGUACAAAAAAGACAAAGGGAAUUGAAUUACUGCUUGGAUGAAGAGAAAAGAGUUAGAAAUGAUAUUACUUUGAGCAGACGUUACCAAAAAGUUCGAUUGUUACAAAUUCAAAAUAACAUCGAAACAUUAAGUAAGAAAAUUAGAAAAAACAAUGAAAAGAUCGUUCAAUGCAAAACUACUGAAAUUCAAAUUAUUAAAGACAUUAGAGAGUUUCAAAAAUUAGCCAAUAACAUAGUGACCAAAGCGGAAAUGGAAAUAUCAAAUAAUUCCGUUAUAAUCACUCCUAAUGAUAACAGUAGUAAACCUAUGGUUGCCUCAUCUCUUAAUACUGUUGGGAUGCAACAUCAACAGCCUAAAUCAGCACUGGAAAUUACCAAGGAAAGAAUGGCUUUGACUACAUUACGUCAAAAAUAUUUAGAUUUUUAUCAAAGGGGAGCAAUUACCAAGGAAGCGUAUGCUGAUAAAUUGGCAGAUUUAAAUAAAAAAUUAACCAGACUAAACAAGUUAUCUCAAGCUGUUAAUAAUUUAAAUGCCAGAAACAUUGUUGAGUCAAGCAAGUUUUUUCAGGUUGAUCAAGCCAUUAGGGGGAAACUUUUGUUUUUACAAAGAUUAAAUUUGCCGGGUGAUUUGUAUCAAAGAGGAUAUGCUAUACUAAUGGCGCUAUCUGAUGUUCAAAAGCAAUUAAUUGAUCCGUCUAAAUCGUCCUAUCUCUUGGCUGUCAGAGAAAAACAAUUGAUGGAUACUUUUUUCAGCACUUAUGGCAUAAAAUUACUUUCUUUUAAUAAUAGCUAUUUAUUACCUAACAACGGUGUUUAUAGUUCAAUUUCUGCUGUUUCCAAACACGGUAUAGAGGAUGGUAGCAAUCCCAACAACAACAUGGAUGUCGGGGAUAGUACAAAUGACUAUGAAAAUAAUCAAACACGAUUUAAUGUUUUUUCUACCGAGGAUCAUAAUUCCUUGCGUAGCUUUUUGGAGGAAAUGAAAAAAGACGAAGUUAAUGUUGAGGGCGAAGAAUUGACUCCAGAUGAAUUGACUAUAAAUUUAAUGAAGCAUCAAAGACAAGGGUUACGAUGGUUGUUAGCCAUGGAGGCUAGCAGUAAAAAAGGUGGACUAUUGGCUGAUGAUAUGGGACUAGGCAAAACAGUUCAGAUGUUAGCGUUGAUGGCUGCCAAUAAAAACAAAGCCGAAGAUGCAAAGACUACUUUGAUUGUAGCACCUGUUGCUUUAUUGAAAGUAUGGGAAGCUGAAAUUAAGACCAAGUUUAAGGAAAAUGCUGCGUUGAAUGUUUUCCCAUUUUACGGUAGUUCGAAAACGGAAUGCUUUGAAGAGUUGAAUAAAUAUGAUGUUGUUUUAGUUUCUUAUCAAACAUUAUCAAGCGAACUAAGGAAACAUUGGCCUGCUAAAUUGAUGAAUAGUAGUGAAUAUAUUGAUGGGAGAGGCCAGAAAUUUGUCUUACCAGAAGUCCCUAGUAUAGAUGGUAUGAAUAGUUUAAAGGAGAAAGAAGAAUAUUUUUCUCCGUUCUUCUUAAAGCAAAGCAAAUUUUAUAGAAUUAUUUUAGAUGAGGGCCAAAAUAUCAAGAACAAGAAAACCAAAGCUGCUGUGUCAUGCUCUAUGAUCAAUUCUGAAUACAGAUGGAUUUUGUCAGGUACGCCCAUUCAAAAUAAUGUUGAUGAGCUAUAUUCUUUAAUCCGAUUCUUGCGUAUUCCACCGUAUAAUAAAGAAUAUAAAUUUAGAGCUGACAUUGGGAGACCAUUAAGCUUGAAAGCGAAUAGAAAUGGUUGUGACUAUAAUGGCACGGAUAGGGAAAAUGCGAUGCAAAAGGUUCAAGUUUUGCUGAAGGCCAUUAUGUUGAGGAGAACUAAAGAAUCCAAGAUUGAUGGACGACCAAUUUUAGAAUUGCCGCCUAAGAAUGUUACUAACGAAAUACAAAAAUUCGAAGGCGGACAAUUGGAAUUUUAUCAAAAUUUGGAAAAUAAGAACAAAAAAAAGGCAGAAAGAUUACUAAAACAAAGAGCUAGAGGGAAUUAUUCCAGCAUCUUGACCUUAUUGCUAAGAUUAAGACAAGCAUGUUGUCACCCAGAAUUAGUUUUAAUUGGCGAGGCAAAAGCUGAGGCUCAAAAAAUGGUUCAUGGGUCUGACUUCCAGAAAGAUUGGGUUCGAUUAUUUUACGUGGCCAAGAGAAUGAAACAAGAAGUUUUUAAAAAAAUUAAUGAUUUUGCUGAAACCGAAUUGGUUUGUCCAGAAUGUAUGGAGCAGAUGGAAUUAAGUUCAUCUUUUCUUAUACCUGGGUGUGGACAUAUGGUCUGUGAUGCUUGCCUUGAAGAAGUUUUGGAGAAAAGUAGAGAAAACAUUUCCAAUGCUGUUAUUAAUCAUAAUAUUUUAAGCAGAGAUGGUGGGGACCCCUUGGCAUGUUGUUUUUGUACUAAAGUGUUUCAGGAAAAGGAAAUUUUAUCUUAUGAAUUAUUUGAUCAGAUUGUCAACCAAAAAUAUACUAUUGAGGAUUUGAAAUGCGAGUUUGAGGCACAAAGGAAAAGGACAAAGGGAAAAAUUUAUACACCUGAUUUUGAAAAAUUGGAGCCAUCGACCAAGAUUGUACAGUGUAUGAAUAUAAUUAGAGCAAUCCAAAAAAAUAAUCCACAGGAAAAAGUGAUUAUUUUUUCUCAAUUCACUUCAUUUUUCGAUCUAUUUCAACAUUUCAUUAAUAAAGACUUGAAAAUGAAUUAUUUAAGAUAUGAUGGUUCAAUGAAGGCGAAUGAUAGAAACCUUGUUAUUGAGAAGUUUUAUAGAGAUCCAGAGGAAAAAAUCCUAUUAAUUUCUAUGAAAGCAGGCAAUGCGGGAUUGACUUUAACGUGUGCUAAUCAUGUAAUUUUAGUUGAUCCAUUCUGGAAUCCAUUUAUUGAAGAACAAGCUAUGGAUCGUUGUUAUCGUAUUUCCCAGACCAAGGAGGUAUUUGUACAUAAACUUUUAGUGGAAAAUAGUGUUGAAGAUAGAAUUGUUGAGUUACAGAAUAGGAAAAAAGAAUUAGUUGGUAUGGCCAUGGAUGCAGAAAAAAUUAGGGAUAUUAAUAGGUUAGGACGUAAGGAAUUAGGGUUUUUAUUUGGUUUGAAUUCUUUAGAUUGA
Messenger RNA from Saccharomycodes ludwigii, 4302 nucleotides. RefSeq names its product translocase ULS1 (gene ULS1). The transcript has a single exon. Gene Ontology annotation, molecular function: ATP binding; ATP-dependent chromatin remodeler activity. The record is from RefSeq and is a predicted model, not a curated record. NCBI's taxonomy places the organism in Eukaryota, Fungi, Ascomycota, Saccharomycetes, Saccharomycodales, Saccharomycodaceae. The coding region runs from base 1 to 4302 and encodes 1433 amino acids. Gene Ontology annotation, cellular component: cytoplasm.